AUGGAACAAGAUCAGAAUUUAAAUCUCUCUGAUUUAUCAUCAAUAUAUCUUAAUUUAUUAGGUCAAUUUAAUGAAACUAAUGAUAUUGAAUUAUUGCCACUAUCUCCGUUAAAAGAAAAUAAAAGAAGACGAAUAGAAAAAGAUCAUAAUGACUCAUCUAAUGUAAAAGCUGUUGCUAUGGUUGCCCAGUAUUUGCUGAGCCGAAUUCCUCUACCAACUACACGUUCUGACCUACAUAAGAAAUUUAUCAAAAGUGCAAAUCAUAAACUUAAACUGGAUACUAUUCUAGAUGAAGUUAACAAUCAUCUCCAGAGUAUCUUAGGAUUAGGGAUUUUGUGUUCAGAUAUUGAAAAAAAGAAAUCUUCAAAUCCUAAAUAUUACGUUGUUCAAUUAUGUUCUCAUAGAUCCCAUAUUAAUGCUCUUUGUCAAUUAAAAAGUAUUCAUCCAAAUGCUUUAGGUGAACUAACUGCUGAAGGUUAUUCGGAUAAUAUUGUUUCAUCAUAUAAAUGUAAUGCAUUUAUUAACUUCAUAUCAUUUCUAUUCGGAUUCUUUGAUGUUACAUCCAAAGACAUAUCUACAUCUCAAGAUUCUUGUGUAUCUAAUAAAGAUAAUACAAUAGAAAUUCAUAUCGAAAAAAUCAAAAAUGAACUUGAUAUAUUGCUUUCUAGCAAGAUUAAUAUCGUUACAAUUGAUGAAGAGGAUACCGAGUCUACAAAUUCACAACAUAGUCCUCUUUCAAUAAUGUUACAAGUUAUAUACCGUUGUGGAUAUAUAAUACCUAUAUUUAAUCAAAGUAAAGUCCCAAAUUCAAGAAAUACUAAACAUUGUAUAUCUGGAUUUAUUCCUGGACCAUUAUUAUACUGGAAUUCUAGUUCUAUAAAAAAGAUCUUAGUUGAAUAUUCAUAA
Cryptosporidium muris RN66 is the source of this 906-nucleotide messenger RNA. RefSeq lists its product as uncharacterized. Bases 1 to 906 code for a protein of 301 amino acids. The transcript has 2 exons. NCBI's taxonomy places the organism in Eukaryota, Apicomplexa, Conoidasida, Eucoccidiorida, Cryptosporidiidae. The record is from RefSeq and is a predicted model, not a curated record.